AGUUUCUUAGCCUUGUGCAACAAGAAAGCCCAAAAAGAAGAAGAGAUUGAAAAUGAACUUGGAUCUCUUACCUGAAGAUUGUUUUGCGCACAUUCUAUCAUUCACAUCUCCUAGGGAUGCUUGUUGUACCUCAGUUGUCUCUUCAGUGGUCAGGUCUUUAGCUGAUUUGGAUACAGUGUGGGAGAAGUUUCUGCCAUCUGAUUAUCCAGAGAUUCUCUCCAGAAUAGUAUCCCCAAUGACUUGUUCAUCCAAAAAGGAGUUGUUCCUCAGGUUAUGUAACCCCCAUUUAAUUGAUGAUGGAAGAAAGAUAAUCUCCUUAGAGAAAUCAACAGGGAAGAAAAGCUACGUGUUGAGUUCAAGGGAGCUUUCAAUUUCUUGGGCUACCAAUCCUCUCUACUGGUCCUGGAAACCUCACCAGCAAUCAAGAUUCCGAGAAGUUGUUGAACUCAGAACCAUUUGUUGGCUCCAAAUCAAUGGCAAGUUCAAUACCCAGAUGCUAUCUCCAAGAACUGAUUAUGGAGUCUAUCUCAUUUUCAAAUUUGCUGAUAGGGCUCAUGGACUAGACACUUUACCAUCAGAGGUAUCAGUUCAAGUUGGCAACUUCAAAACGCAAGGCAAAGUCUAUUUACGCCGCCAAGACAAGAGCAAACAAGCUGUAGAGAGUGUUUGCUUUUUGAACCGGAUGACAGCGCCAAGAUCAAGAACCCAAGGAAGAGAUGGAAGCACGAGCUACAGUAGUGCACCUUGUGACCGUGAAGAUGGGUGGACAGAGAUUGAAUUGGGUAGUUUUUAUAAUCAGGGAGGAGCAAACACUGAGGUGGAGAUGGGCUUAAAGGAGGUGACUGGUGAGCACUUGAAAGGUGGCCUCAUUGUUGAGGGGAUUGAGAUUAGGCCCAACUCCUGAGUGGUAGAUUUAUAAUUAAAGGGAAAUUUUAGGGGUAUAGUUGAAAAUACGGUACUAUUAAGCCCUAACCCUAGCUACAAUUUGCCUCUUCAUAAACCCUGUCCCCUGUUUCUCCUUCUUCGUCUACUUGCACGCUCUUCCUGCUACAGCUCUUUAUAUAUCUAGCUCACUUACUGCUUUCAAUUCAAUUCUUUUGCUUUCGAUUUGAAUAAAAAUGUUCUGUUAUUGAAUCCUUUUCUUCUUCUUUUGGCUAGGAUGAUAAAUGUUUUAAUCCCAGCUCAUUAUGAGACCUUUUUCAAGGUCUGGGAAUUGAAUCUAUCCAACAUUUAUCUGAGCCCGUGUUAUGAUUGUUGGUUUAUUCUUUGUUGAUAUUUUCAGACACUUAGAUUGAAUUUGAAUAGAUUUGGUGAUGGGUAAGUUUCUUUGCUUCUGAAUUGAGAAACUGUACUAAUUUCAGAAAUGGUGAUGGAUGAAAUAUAUUUUUGGCUGCGUAUUAGCAUCUGGGUGUACAAAGAUUCAUAUAAAUAAGAGGUAAUUCCCAACUGUGUUGAUUGUUGCA
Messenger RNA from Hevea brasiliensis (rubber tree), 1463 nucleotides. Its product is annotated as F-box protein PP2-B15-like. Gene Ontology annotation, molecular function: protein binding. NCBI's taxonomy places the organism in Eukaryota, Viridiplantae, Streptophyta, Magnoliopsida, Malpighiales, Euphorbiaceae. The transcript is spliced from 3 exons. The record is from RefSeq and is a predicted model, not a curated record. Bases 53 to 904 code for a protein of 283 amino acids.